This is a messenger RNA of Cryptomeria japonica (Japanese cedar), 1009 nucleotides long. RefSeq names its product acyl carrier protein 1, chloroplastic. The coding region runs from base 316 to 795 and encodes 159 amino acids. The record is from RefSeq and is a predicted model, not a curated record. The transcript is spliced from 4 exons. Gene Ontology annotation, biological process: fatty acid biosynthetic process. NCBI's taxonomy places the organism in Eukaryota, Viridiplantae, Streptophyta, Pinopsida, Cupressales, Cupressaceae. Gene Ontology annotation, molecular function: acyl carrier activity.
UUAACCCAAAUACCCAUGUUCUCGAGCAAUCAAGAAUUUAAGCACAGAAACUACAACAUUGCACUUUCUUUGCACCAGGACGGCAAUCAGACAUGCGCUAACAAACACUCUCAGAAACAAAAAAAUGGGCGUCGGUCAUUUCGAUUAAGGCCUUCGUAACCUCCGUCCCGAUAACCUUUUCUUCUCCGUCUUCAUCUGCGAUCAACUGCUUUAUAUUAAGUGCAUACUUCUUCUGCCAUUUAUCCACUCCAUUUGCAGGCACAGGAAAGAAGAAAAAAGAAGAAGAAAAAUUACUUACCUGUGUUUACAGUAGCAAUGGCAGCAGCAGCAGCAACUUCCACCCCCACCUCAUCACUCAUUCAGCCAAUUUCAGCGAAAAGAGUCGGCCUCGCGGCUUCCCACCAAUCUCAACAUGUUACCCUACAAUCAUCAUCUAGGGUUUCUCAGUUGAAUGGACUAAGAAUCUGCCUCAAACGCCAAGUUGCGGCAAACAGAACAUGGAAAACCCGUUCCUUUGGCUCCCCUGCAUUCACAAUCUUUGCCGUCACCGCUCUGCCGGAAACACUGGCAACAGUGCAGGAUGUAAUUGCGAAGCAGCUGUCGAUUGAGGUGGACACCGUUCAGCCGGCAACUAAGUUUGCCGAUCUGGGCGCCGAUUCGUUAGAUACCGUGGAGAUAAUGAUGGCGUUGGAGGAGAAGUUCGAGAUAUCGAUAGGAGAGGGAGGAGCAGAGAAUAUUGCUUCUGUUCAAGAUGCAGCCGACCUCAUCGAGAAGGUCAAAUUUGAGGGAGCAUAAGACUUGUGCAUUCAAUGGCGUCAAAUUUUUGCUUCUUUCGAGUGGAGAUCGCAUCUUGAUUUGCUUUAAGCUUGUGAGAUUUUUCCUUUUUGUUCUGGGAUUCAGCUGUUCAUGGAUGGGGCAAAAUUUAUGACAAUAUUUUGCACUUAAAAUGCUGUUGGAUUGCUGCAGAAGAGGGUAUUAAUACAAUAAUAAAACUACGGCUUUUUGGUUC